Schistosoma bovis is the source of this 2621-nucleotide messenger RNA. Lineage: Eukaryota; Metazoa; Platyhelminthes; Trematoda; Strigeidida; Schistosomatidae. The record is from the annotation of a GenBank genome assembly.
UUCCAGGUUUUCCAUGGUGGUCUUGUUCAUGGUCUCAACUAUUACAAUUACUAUAAUAUCCCCUUAUGAUAAUUUGCUUAUAUUUACAUUAUAUACUUUAUGAAAUAUUCAUAUUAAAACGAUAAUUAGUUAAUGUUAAAUAUACACUAUUCAAUCAAUUAAGUAUUUCAUAGAUGAUUGAAAAUGUAGCCAAUUUAUUGUACAAUUAAUUCAAAUGCUUACGUUACAAAAACAACAAACAAACGUAUGACAAUGAACACGGCUUCUCAUUAAAACAAACAAAAAAGAAGAAGAAAUAUUAACACUUUAAAAAAAUAUAACUUAAUUAUAAAAUGAACGUAAACGUUUCAUAGGUAACAUCAACUUUUGUAUAUAUAUAUAUAUAUGUUUGUGUGUAUGUAUUAUCCACGUGUGUGUGUGUGAGUGAGUGAAUGUGUGUCAAUUAUGUGCUAUGCACAAAUCAACACUUUUAUUCAUAUACAAGCAUAAAUCCAUAUAUAUAUAUACCAUGUAACCAAUCUCAUAGUUCAGAUUUAUUAACCAAUAUUAAAAUGACCUUUGUAGUUUUUUUCUCUUUUCUGCACAGACCAAAAAUAAAAAAUAAAAUAUGUUUUCAUUAAAAAGAAUAACGCAUUUACCUUACACGUACAUAUUCUAUUACAGAAAUAAUUAAAUUAUAAUAUUGAAGUGUAUGGAUUAUGUGUAAUAUGUAUAUGUAUAACAUAAUUGUGAUAGGUGGAUGGGAUCAUAUUAAUCUGUAAUAGUAAACCUUCUUUAUCUAUCCACUGAAAUUCAUGAAAAAAUAAUUAAAAAAAAAAGAAAGAAAAGAAAACUAAUCAAACAAUAUGGAUUUAUAUACGAAUUGCUUUUGUUGCUAAGGUCUAAUAUUCAAAGUUUCAACACUGUUUAUGUAUAUAUAUAUAUAUGUGUAAAAUCAAUUUAUUUAACCGUCGAUGAAGUUACGUAAUAUUGUCUAAUAACAAGUAAUCAUUUACUAAUCACUUAAAUUAUAAUACUACUCUCUAUCAAAUGUAUCCUAAUCUUAUUCAAUCUAAUGUUGUAAUCAACAAGAUUAUCAUUCUCAUUAUUAUUAUUACUUUCUAUUUAUUAUUAUUCACAAGAUCAACAUUAUUAUUGAAUUCAUUACAUUUUAAACAAAAUCAUUUCAGAAAAACACAAAAAUUUAAUAUUGAAUUAUGUCAUAAUUUAACAUUGAAUACAUUAGCCCAUCAUUUAAAUAUUGAAUUAUUAUCUAUUAAAGAGAUAUAUAAAUAUAUACCCAAAAUAAGUAUUAUCAUUAUUGCAUAUAAUGAAAAUUCAAUCAUUAUAAAAAAUACAUUACAAAGUAUAUUAAUGAAUACAUCAUUAUUAUUAUUUAAUAAUAAUAUAAAAGAGAUUAUAUUAAUUGAUGAUUAUAGUAAUCCACCUAUAGAUGAUGAUCAAAUUAGAACAUUAAGCAAAAUUAUACGUGUAAUACGAAAUGAAAAUCGAGUGGGUUUAAUUAAAUCACGUAUGAAUGGUGCACGGAAUGCUACUGGUGAGAUACUAGUAUUUCUUGAUGCUCAUGUUGAAACAUUGGAAUAUUGGUUAGAACCGUUAGUUGUCCAACUGAUAAGCUUAAGGAAACAACACCAACAAGAAAAACAUGGACAACUAAAUCUACCGAGUCAACAGGAUGAGAAAAGAACUUCAAAAUUAUCAUAUGAUGUAAGACAUUUUAUUGUCAGUCCACUUAUCCUGUCAACACUAGACAAAUCAAAUUAUGAUAAUAUUGAAGAUAAUUUAUAUUUAGGAGGUUUCACAUGGGAUUUAAUAUUUCGAUGGCAUCAUAUUCAUGAAAAUGUAACACCAUUAUCAAUCAAAUUUAAUAAAACUGAUGUAUAUCAUUUAAUUUAUCCAAUUAAAACACCAGCAUUAGCUGGUGGUUUAUUUGCUGUAUGGAAAGAUGAUUUUUUUAAUUAUGGUGGAUAUGAUGAAGAAAUGAAUAUAUGGGGUGGUGAAAAUAUUGAAUUAUCACUUAGAACAUGGAUGUGUCAUGGACAAAUUGAAAUCAUUCCAUGUAGUCGUGUUGGUCAUAUAUUUCAUAAUGAACAUCCAUAUACAUUUCCUAUGGGUAAAGAAUUUACUAUUCUACGUAAUCAUAAACGUACUGUAUUAGUAUGGUUUCAACAUGAUACUAAUUUAACAUUAGCUAGAGAAUAUCUUUCUUAUUAUUAUACAGUAUCACCAAUGUCUAAAAUAAUACCAGCUGGUGAUUUAAAAUCACGUAGAACUAUUCCUAAUUCAUUAAAUUGUCAUACAUUCACAUGGUAUUUAGAGAAUAUUUAUCCUUUACUUAAACAAGAAGCUAAAAAUAUUGAAAUCAAUGAUGAUACUUAUUAUUUAACUGCUUUUGAUAGUUUAUAACUAAUAGUCUUAUUAAUUGUAGAGUUUUUGUUGUUGAAAAGACAAUACAAUGAAUACAUCUCAAUAGAGAUCUAUUCAAAAGUGAAGAAUUCAAUUAUUAUUUCAAUUCGUUUAGUUAUCAAUAGAUGAUUUUGUUUUCAGCGCGAAAUUUGUUUAUCUACUCUUUUAUAUAACUGUAUAGAUAGAUAUUCAAUAUAAAGUGUAUAUUUUGUAUG